Messenger RNA from Microcebus murinus (gray mouse lemur), 945 nucleotides. RefSeq names its product olfactory receptor 5G3. Gene Ontology annotation, molecular function: olfactory receptor activity; G protein-coupled receptor activity. Gene Ontology annotation, cellular component: membrane. The record is from RefSeq and is a predicted model, not a curated record. Lineage: Eukaryota; Metazoa; Chordata; Mammalia; Primates; Cheirogaleidae. Gene Ontology annotation, biological process: G protein-coupled receptor signaling pathway.
AUGGAAGAUAAGAAUCAGACAGUGGUGACUGAAUUUCUCUUUUUGGGCCUCACAGAACACUUCUAUCAGCAGAUUGUCCUCUUCAUCAUGUUUCUCUUAGUUUAUCUCAUCACCUUAGUGGGUAACUUCGGGAUGAUCACUCUCAUAUGGGUUGAUCCCAGACUCCACACUCCUAUGUACUUUUUUCUUAGCCACUUGUCCUUUGUAGAUAUUUGUUCCUCUUCUUCCAUUGCCCCCAAGAUGCUGUGUGACAUCUUUGCAGGGAAAAAAGGCAUCACUUUCCUGGGUUGUGCUGCACAGAUGUGGUUCUUUGGUCUCUUUGUGGCAACUGAGUGUUUUCUCCUGGCUGCCAUGGCAUAUGAUCGGUAUGUGGCCAUCUGUAAGCCCUUGUUGUAUACACUCAUUAUGUCUCACAGGAUCUGUAUGCAACUGGUGGUAGGGCCUUAUGCCAUGGCUACUAUAAGCACUAUGACUCAUACGAUUUUCACUUUUUGCUUACCUUUUUGUGGUCCAAAUAUUAUCAAUCACUUUUUUUGUGAUAUUUCUCCAUUGCUUUCCCUAGCAUGUGCAGACACCUGGAUCAAUAAGUUGGUGCUUUUCAUCCUGUCUGGAGCUAUAGGAGUGCUUACCGGUCUGAUCAUCAUGGUCUCCUAUGUUUACAUCUUGGUGGCUAUCUUGAAGGUCCAGACAGCUGAUGGCAGGCGGAAAGCGUUCUCCACUUGUUCUUCUCACCUUGCAGCUGUCUCCAUACUGUAUGGGACUCUUUUCUUUAUCUAUGUUCGACCUAGUUCAAGUUCUUCCCUGGAUAUCAAUAAAAUUAUUUCUCUAUUUUAUACCGUGGUGAUCCCCAUGUUGAACCCCCUUAUUUACAGCUUGAGGAACAAGGAGGUAAAAGAUGCAUUCAGGAGAAAGUUUGAAAGAAAAGAUUUUCUAAUAGGCAGGUAA